AUGGGGGAGUCACUGGAUGACUGGAGGGAUUUCUUCAGAACGAUGGAUACGGAAAUUUUUGAAUUCAUCGACACCGCGAUCAUGAUAGCCGCCUUGGAUCGCCCGAGAUAUUUUCGGCUACAAAGGGAACGUAUCGCGAAGCGGCUGUCCUCGGCCAUGACGACUCAGAGUCGGCGCCCAGGGUGCGAUGAUCCGCCUGCGUCGCAUGAUGGUAGAGAUGAUUGCAUACGCGCAGGUAAAGGAAGCAAAACGAUCAAGGACUACAGUAGGGGUGACGUCGAGCGCGAUAGGGUGGACAUGAACCCGCAAAGCUAUCUUGAUUGCGGAGGUACUAAGGCAUUCAGUGAUGAGUUUGACAGACAGUCUCUAGUUGUUCGUGAAGUUCUAAGGAUCAAGAAGGUCUUGGACAACAGUCAAUGCGAGUCUGAUUCCGCACUGUACGAAUCAUUGAGAAAACUCCAGUUGAUGACUAUCUCGAUGGAUAUAUUGGAGAAAACAAAGAUUGGGAUUACUCUCAAUAGUCUCAGGAGGAAAGAUGUAUCGACACAGAUUGCUCGGCUCGCACACAACAUCACUAUGAGAUGGAAGGCCAUGGUCGAAGAAAUCUGCCGCAGCACAGAGGAUAAUGCUGUUGGAAAUUCUUAUGUGGAUCCUUGCAAACUCGGAGAAAUGGAUCGUGCUGAUAGACCGACAUCCUCAGUGAAGAACCAGAACAUCACACAACGGUGCCAACAGAAACGCCACGAGGAGGCCGGUUCAAUUGCUAACAGGAACCAGAGGCCAAAUAUGGACAAGCACCAAGCCACUGUGAAGCCCAACACGUCCUCUAGCAUCAACUCGAAGAAAAAUCCAGCAAGUGAGAUUGGGACAUGGAAGUUCGAGAAAGAAAGAAUGCUUCAAAACUCAAAGGGAAUCACGGGGUGCAAAAGACUUUUCACCAGUCGACAAGAUGUAAGUGCGAAAGCUAUUUAA
Molecule: messenger RNA, 972 nt
Organism: Eucalyptus grandis
Lineage: Eukaryota; Viridiplantae; Streptophyta; Magnoliopsida; Myrtales; Myrtaceae
Product: probable mediator of RNA polymerase II transcription subunit 26a
Exons: 5
Coding region: 1-972 (323 amino acids)
Cellular component (GO): nucleus
Source: RefSeq, a predicted model, not a curated record